Astyanax mexicanus (Mexican tetra) is the source of this 4394-nucleotide messenger RNA. RefSeq lists its product as uncharacterized. The record is from RefSeq and is a predicted model, not a curated record. Gene Ontology annotation, molecular function: ubiquitin-protein transferase activity. NCBI's taxonomy places the organism in Eukaryota, Metazoa, Chordata, Actinopteri, Characiformes, Acestrorhamphidae. The coding region runs from base 1529 to 3676 and encodes 715 amino acids. The transcript is spliced from 17 exons.
AAAAAAUGCGGUAAUGACGGUAAUGAGCUCAUCACCGCGGUGACGUCCCAUAACCGCGGUAUUGCGGUAAUAAAAUUAUCGUCACAGCCCUAGUGGGUAGUGUGAAAAAAGUUACCCAUAAGCUCAGUUUAGAGGACCACCUAUUUAUUAUUUUGAUUAAAUUGAGAAUGGGUAUUAGCAACCGAUACCUAGCCUAUAAAUUCAAUGUUACUGACAGCACAAUAUCAGGCAUUUGUCGGAGCUGGUUAGCUGUUAUGGCACACUGCUUGCAGCCUUUAAUUAAAUGGCCUAGUAAACAAGCAGUCCUCAAACACAUGACGAAGAUUUUCAAGCGAAACUUCCAAAGGUGUAGAUGCAUCACAGUGUGAUGGCCUUUCACAGUGUUUGCACACCCUCUCAGUCUUCAAGGCAUCUCUGGCUUUUGGUAAAACUUGAAGUAAGAACUCCUGAUUUCUCUUGACACGUUGCACGAUGACUUCUGAUUGUGUCCAAAGAACAAAGUCACAGUGGCUAACACCACACACAAACAUGUAAAGCUGAACUUGGUAGUAGUAUGGGUGUGUGUCCUUAAGCACAUAAGAAGAGUCCAGACAAAACUGUCUGUCUUCAGAACAGCCCUGUAGGCUCUCUCGAUAUUUGAAUGGACAUUUAAUUUCAACAACUCCUUUGCCACAGCAGACACAGCUUGUUGUUCCAUCAGGUGAUGACCCAAGAUAGGGCUCUUCUUGGUGCACAACUAAACCAGAGGACAUUACUGUGAAAUCUUGAUGCGAUUUGGCCAUAUACUCAGUAUAGCACUUCCUUGCAGUGUCCUCCAUGCUUUUUCCCCAUUGUACAGCUGGAACAUUAAGGUGUGGUGUGUUGUAUUGCAUUAUAUCAGUGAUGCAUUCUAUGCUUAUUUUGUCAGUGGUGCAUACUCAAUGAAGUUUUGUGCUAGUUAUACGACCUGCUCUAUAUGUGUGCCAUGCACUGGAUUGAGACUGCCUACGUGUGAUAAGCUCAAGCCUUUCCCACUGUUGUGGCUGUGAAGACCUUUUCAGUUUGUGAAACACCUCUUCACAUUUUACUUGCAUUUCUUGUGGUGUAAGAUCUCUGAGGGCCUCAUCUAUGGCGUCACAUUAAUGUCAAAAGUCGAGGGCGCAAAAAUACAAGUAGGGGGCGCAAAAAUACCAGGUGAAAAAAAAUAACCUGCUUGUUUUAACGUUUAGCGUGUAUAAAUUUCCUUCUCGCAAGCGCAAAUGGGAAACUCAUGAGCAAAAAAAAGGGAAUGGUGUGCGCGCUGAAGAAAAAGUUGCUCUCGAGCUUAAUUUUUCUCCUCUCGGGGGCUUUUUUCCCUCGCGCGCUGUGUGAAUUACCUGCAGCAGCAAUUUCUGCUCGACUGAGUUUUUUGCGCUCGAGUUUUGAAAGGGGUGUUUUUGGCAGUUUGGGGGGGGAGUCAGGGUCGCCUCCCUCAGCGAACGCUAUUGGCCGAUAUCUCCACAGUUUGUGACGGACCCCCUCUACCAGCAGUCUCCUUCAGAGAGCAACGAUGGAGGGCGAGGAGGAGCGACAGCAGAUACAGUUACAGGAUGCAGCUAGGCACAUUGUGGGGAUGCUGAGGAAGGCAUUGAAAUCUCCUUCUCAAAAUGAUGGAGCUCCAGUUCAGAGAGGCCAGACGUCAGGGACCCCAGGGUCAAAGCGACAGAUGGUCUCAAGACCUGUCCAGCCAACCGUGUCUACUGCUUCACGCAGCAAACUGGAUGAGAAUAUGGCCAGAUCAUUUCCUGGACUCUUUAAAAAAAACUGUUCAAGACCUCGGAAACGGGCAGUGAAGUCAAAACAUGUUCAGUUUUUUCUUUUGGACAAAGUAACUGACCGUACCCCCAAGACAGGUGAGGAGAUGGUACUUCUCCAAGCUGGACUAGGCCAUAGGACAGUUGACAUUCCAGAGGAUGCCGAUCACUCCGAGAUUUCAGCACUCCUUCUAGAAUCCUUUCCAAAAAUGGCUACCUUGGAUGGGGCUUGGUUGCUGUAUAAACCAGCUGGGGGCUCAGGGCAGCGGAGGCUAAAUGUUGUAUCACCUGAGGCAGAGGGCUAUUCUGGAGCCCACUUAACAACUGGUUAUACUGGAAAGAGCUGCUAUUAUAUAAUGCCAAUCCAGGAGAGCCUGGAUACAAGCCCCUUGCCCUUUUCGGCCAAAGAGUUUUCCAAAAUGCCUAAGGCAAAAUGCAUCAACUGCCAGAUCCAUGUACCUGUACAGCUGCUGUCACUUCACAUUCAAGAUUGCCAGAAAACUGACACUGACUCAGAUUGUGAAAUUACUGAUGAUCCUUCUGAGAUUUGCCCUAUAUGUGAGGUUCCAUACCCUGUUACAGACCUGCCGCUACAUGCAAGCUUUUGUGGUGAAAGCAGUCAUCUUCAUUUUAGGGACACUCUACCCAGCACAUCCUCUGCAGCUUCAGCAGUUCAGUCAACACUAUCAACUGCUUACCAAUUAGUACCUGUGAUUAAAGAAUGGAAAUCAGUGCAAGAUCCACAAGAGGCUGUACAGCUCUUCCUGGAGCAACUUAAACAAGAGGGGGCAAGUCAACCAUCACUCCUUCUGUCCCUGGAUGCAACAGAUGAUGACGAACAAAGGGAUUGUUCUCUCAUCAAAUUUUACAAAAGUGACUAUGAAAAAAGCCAAUGGAAAGCUCCUUUCCGCUGCAGCAUUAAAGGGGAUGCUGCAAUUGGAGCAGGUGUGACAAGACAUGUGCUAUCUUCAGCCAUUGCCAGGUUAAAGCAUGGUUUUAAACUAAACCUUGAUUUUGAUCUAGGCAAUGCAGCGGAGACUCUGUUGUUUGAGGGAGAACCUGACCACCUGGUUCCUGCUGCAUCUACAGUGCUUCUGGAGAGUGAUCUUUUCCGUAUGGCAGGUAGAAUCCUUGGUCACUCUGUGAUCAAUGGUGGUCCUACACUGUCUGGGUUGAGUCGGGCAGUGGUCAGUGCCUUAACAAAUUGCCAAAAGGAAAUGACAAAAUCAAAACUCUGCCUAGAAGACUGCCCCGAUACAGAGCAAAGGGACACUAUUGGUCUUCUGCUAAAAGAAGAGUGGACUGAGGAAGAAUUGUCAAGAAUAAACAAUCUCUGCUUGGAUUGGUACUGCACAGUGCCUACAAAAGACACAAACAAGCUUCUGAUAUUCCAGCAGCUCCUCUCCCAUGCUGUUCUUGGCAGAGUAACUGCACAGAUUAAGCAGCUCCAAAAAGGGAUAAAAGACACAGGCAUUUGGCCAUUAAUCGAACACAGACCUGAAGUCGUACCGCUGCUGUUUCCUACAGAAACAGAAGUUCAGUUAACACCACAGCAAGUCCUGCAGUCCAUUAUAUGGCCCCGUGCAAGAUCCAAUCACGAUGAUAGUGAUGACGACAUGCCUGAAGAGACAAUUGCUCUUCUCUCUGCAUUUUUCAGAAGAUAUAUUGAAGAGGCUUCCUCUGACAGAUUAAAGAUGCUACUAAAGUUCUGGGUCGGCUGGGAGGUGCCACCUCAGCGCCUAAAGCUGGAAUUUGUUCAAUCCAGAGGAGCAAGACACCUUCCAACUGCUGCGACAUGUUCAGAACGUCUGCGGUUGCCAAAUCACUACAAGAAAUUUGAGGAGCUCAAGGCUGAUCUUAUGGUCUGUCUCGUGUCUGUGGAUACUGGCUUUGGCCUUGUCUAAACAGAACCAUGUUGCAGAGGGGCCCAGUUCGCCAGAGGGGCCCAGUUCGCCAGAGGGGCCCAGUUCGCCAGAGGGGCCCAGUUCGCCAGAGGGGCCCAGUUCGCCAGAGGAGCCCAGUUCUUUUUUUUUUUCCGUAGUACAACAUCACCAAUGUUUGAUCAAUCCAAAGCUGUCUUUAUUUUUUUAAUUCAGCAAAUAGUACAAAUAUAUUAAUACACAACAUAAUUUGAAAAAUCCAAAGCUCUUAAAAUUUAAGCGCUGCCACUAUGAGCGGGAGAUCGCAGGUUCGAACCCCCGCUCAUGCAGCUUUGCCAUCAAGCUGCUAGUGCUCAGAGGGAGCAAAAUUGGCCCUACUCACCCUGUGCCAAAAUGUAUUCACGACAUGUUAAAUACAAGUCCCUUGCCGGCAGGUCUGGGUCACUCUGUUCAAUGAGGCUCUGAACCACCUGUAUUUGUCCUUCAUUUAAAUGCGACUCAAUUUGAGGAACCACAAUCUCUCCAUCAAUCUCGCCAUCGUGGUUUGUGGCAAUGUCCCAGUCAAUGUCAGGCUCCUCUAGAUCCUAGCACAGAAAACAGAACAGAGUACUAAGUAUUGUAAUAAAGCCAAUUUGUCAUUGGACUACUCUGAACAUAUACACUACAUUUGUGACUAAAUUAUCAUAUAGUAUAACAUUUGAGUGAUAAUCUUUAAUAAAUGCCAAAUGUAAAACAUUCAAAA